Oreochromis niloticus (Nile tilapia) is the source of this 465-nucleotide messenger RNA. Its product is annotated as ribonuclease inhibitor-like. The coding region runs from base 1 to 447 and encodes 148 amino acids. The transcript has 4 exons. NCBI's taxonomy places the organism in Eukaryota, Metazoa, Chordata, Actinopteri, Cichliformes, Cichlidae. Gene Ontology annotation, molecular function: protein binding. The record is from RefSeq and is a predicted model, not a curated record.
AUGAGUGUUCUCAAGCAGCCGCCGGUCCGAGUGUCAGGUGAACUGAACUUCAGGUUGAGUGCCUGUAAUCUCUCAGAGAGAAGCUGUGAAACUCUGUCUUCACUACUCAGCUCCCAGCCCUCUAGUUUGAGAGAGCUUGACCUGAGUAACAAUGACCUGAAGGACUCUGGAGUGAAAGUUUUGUCUUCUGGACUGAAAAGUCCAUAUUGUGAACUGGAAACACUCAGGCUGUCAGGCUGCCUGAUCACAGAAGAAGGUUGCAAGUCUCUGGUCUCAGCUUUUAGCUCCAGUUCUUCCCAUCUGAAAGAGCUGGACCUGAGCUACAAUAACCCAGGAGAGGCAGGAGUGAAGAUGCUUGAGCAGCUAAAACUGGACACUCUGAGGUAUGUAGAUGGCCCUUACAGCCACAAACAGCGUCUGAUAGAUGAGGAAACUGGCUCUGUCUGAUUACUUAAUGCUGGAAAC